Messenger RNA from Debaryomyces fabryi, 348 nucleotides. RefSeq lists its product as uncharacterized. The coding region runs from base 1 to 348 and encodes 115 amino acids. The transcript has a single exon. The record is from RefSeq and is a predicted model, not a curated record. NCBI's taxonomy places the organism in Eukaryota, Fungi, Ascomycota, Pichiomycetes, Serinales, Debaryomycetaceae.
AUGGCAGGAUCCGGACCACAUAGAAUCUUUUACAAAGGUGAUGAAGCUGAUUUCGUUAUCUUCAUUGAAGACACUAGCUUAGUUGAAAAGUAUAAGAAGGGUGAUACCACAAUCCCAUUGAUUGAUAUUGUGGGAAUUUACAAGGUUUUCAUCAAUAGGCAAGGUGGUAACGAAGGUGUAUUAGAUGAAGCAUCCAAGCAAGAAUUGAAUCUGCAAUUCGGCAAAUCUGAUAUUGAUGAAAUCAUCAAGAAAAUCUUGAAAGAGGGAUCUGAUAAGAGCGGAACUCAUUUAGGUAGAGGAGGCGCAUCCACAAAUGACUCAAUUGGUGCUGGAUUUGUCAAUCACUAA